This is a messenger RNA of Cavenderia fasciculata, 2220 nucleotides long. RefSeq names its product pleckstrin domain-containing protein (gene gxcII). Lineage: Eukaryota; Evosea; Eumycetozoa; Acytosteliales; Cavenderiaceae. The record is from RefSeq and is a predicted model, not a curated record. Gene Ontology annotation, molecular function: guanyl-nucleotide exchange factor activity; protein binding. The transcript has 2 exons. The coding region runs from base 1 to 2220 and encodes 739 amino acids.
AUGGCACCACAAAAGAAAAGAAAUAAAAAGCCAAAUAACAAUAAUAAUAAUAAUACUAGUAAAAAUAAUUUAAAGACAUCUAUAACAUCGUCAGGUGAUUUGUCAACAUCAAAGGACGAUGAAACAUCUAGUGUCACUACUACUACUACUACUACAAGCAUUAGUCUACAACAAGAUGAUAAUGAAGGAAAUGACUCAUUCUCAUUUUCUGAUGUACCACAACAAUCAACUACACCUUCCUCUGAGGGCGACACAAGUGACCAACAACAACAAUCAUCGGUAUCACUUGACAAUGAAUCAUCACAUGUACCAACAAUAACAAUAGUCAAGAAAGAAGAAGAAGAAAAAGAAACAACUCAACAAACGCAACAAACACAACAAUGUAAUAAUAUAAAUUUAGAAUCAAUUUAUCAAAUAGUAAACAAUAUAUCAAAUAAUGUAAACUCUAUUAAAGAAAGAGUUGUGACUGAUGAAGAGCCAGAUUGGAGAGAAAUGUAUAUGAUCAUUCAAAGGGAAUUCAAGAUGGAAAAGAAAAAGACGGAAUUGAUGGAGACCAAAGUGGAAGAGUUGGAACAAGAAAAGAGACUACUCAACGAACGUAUUCGUUUGUUAGAGAGUCGUGUCGAUAAUGAUAAAAAGAGACUUGUAAAGACAUUUGGAACGAUUAGAACUGGUACUGUCAGAUUGUUGAAUGCAUCAAAGGGCAACAAUGACCUUUCUACCAUUCUCAAGGAUCUCCAAAACAUUGAAAACAUGGAUUCUCACGACAGCACAUUUGCAAACAAGAUUGGUGAAAAUGCAGAUGCACUAUUGACCAAAUUAAAAUCAUUCCAAGAUGUUGACAGUUCCAUUGUUCUCAAUGGUAGUAGUACACCACUCAAUGGAUCUUUGGGUGAUGAAUUCCUCAACCAACUUCAACAACAAUCACAACAAUCCUCACAACAAUUACUCUCUGGUCAAGCAAGAGAUGCACUUACCAAAUCAUCAAGUGAAAAUAUCCUAGACAUUCAAAAAAUUAUCAAAGUUCAAUCAUUUGUUCGUAGAUAUUUAGUUCAAAAGAGAUUUAAACGUUUAAAAACAAAAAGAUUAGCAGUAAAUGAAUUAUUUGAAACUGAAAUAACCUAUGUACAACAUUUGACCAAUUUAAUUAGAAUAUUUGUUAAUCCAUUAAAACAAAAGAUUCAAUCUGGAGAGAUCCAAAUGAGCGUUACCGAGGUGGAACGUAUCUUCUCGACACUCAAUACGAUUGUGAUGAGUAAUUCAAUCUUCCUCAAGCAGACAGAAGACAUUUUCAAACACUUUAACAGAUGGUCUGUGAUUGGUUCGAGAAUGCUUGAACAAUUGCCACUUUUCGAAUGCUAUAUUGACUAUAUCGUCAACUAUGAGUACUCGCACCAAGCCCUCAAGCGUGCCAUGACCAUCCCAUCGUUUUCGCAAUUUGUCAAGAAUGCCGAGCACAAUGUCGAGCUUGGCGACUUGGAUAUUGCCGAUCUCUUGAUCAUGCCAGUCCAACGUAUCCCACGUUACAUUAUGCUUAUCCAACAAGUACGCAAAUACACCUCUCACGACCACCCCGACUAUGUCCCUCUCACCAAGGCAUCAGAUGCAUUCAAAAAGUUUGCCGAUGGUGUCAAUGAAAGAAAGGCUAUGCGUAGCCGCGCCAUCCAUCUCGACGACAGAAUCAGUGGACUCAAAGAGGAAUUGUCGGCCAAGCUGGGCAGCAAAUAUCUCAUUCGUGAAGGUCCCAUUCGUUUUAAAAAGAACUAUGAAUACGCGUUCCUACUCAAUGACAUGAUCCUCAUCUGUCAUCCAACCAUCAAAAAGACAAAGGUUCGUUCCAACUCGGUGGUUACUAAUCAGUUGGCUGCAUCAGCCUCUUCCAACAGCUCUUCCUCUACAGCAUCUGUCCAAUCUACUCUCUCCACCUCCACAGCACCACCAUCACCAAAAGAAGAUCUCACUGAAAUCAUCUCAUUCAAAUUCCUCUCCAAGAUUAUGCUUGAUGGAAGAGUAAAAAUCGUUGAAGAUAGUUCAGAUAAUGGAAAGUGGACUACCAUUAUUCCAGACCUCUAUUCAAUCGAAUUAACUGCCAGCAGUGUUGAAGAAAGACAAUUAUGGGUAAAGGAUAUUAUGAAUAUUAUUUCAAUAUUCUCAAAUAAUCUCUUAAAUAAUUCUCCAGUCAAUACUUCAACAACAUCAUUACAAACUUCAACAAAAUAA